Molecule: messenger RNA, 2583 nt
Organism: Rotaria sp. Silwood2
Lineage: Eukaryota; Metazoa; Rotifera; Eurotatoria; Philodinida; Philodinidae
Source: the annotation of a GenBank genome assembly
AUGGCCGAUAGAGAUGAUGAUGAUGAUGAUGAUUCAAAUUAUAUGAAUGAAGAAGAUGAUGACAAUCAUGACUCUUCACCACCAGCUAAACGCAUUAAAUUAGCUAAUUCUGAACAAACAUCAUCUACAUUAACAGCCGAUUCAGUUAAAGUUUAUCUCGGUGAACAUCCAGAAUUUCUUGAUUCAUAUAUACAACAAAAUGUUCAAACAAAUACAAUUGAACAAUGGAUAUCAAAAAAGCCUCAAAAGACAUCUUCAUUAAUAAGUCCGUCAUCGUCAACAUCAAUACCAAUUACUUCAUCAGAUAAAAAUUGUAUUUCAACAUCAAUAAUAAAAAAUGAUGAUGUUAAAAGAAAAACUUCAUCACAAUCUUCCAAACAAAUAUCAACAACAACAUCAAAAUCAAUGAAUACGUUAGUUGAAUUAAGCGAUAAACGCCGUUUACUACAUGAACUUACAGAUGAAGUUAAUCAAAAUGUAAGCAAAGCUCAAAUUUUAUAUGAACUUAGUAAAUCAAUUGGAUCAACUGUAUCAGCUGAUGGAUUUAAUCUAUAUUUGGUUGAUGAAACAGGCACUAGUUUGCGAUUGUUUAGUGCUGAUAAUGAUGAUGAACAAGCAGCAUGUUUUAUUCCUAUUCAAAUUGGACCUGGUCAUUGUCUUGCUGGUUAUGUCGCUUGGUCUAAAGAAACCGUACGGAUUAAUAAUAUGGGAACGCUUGAUAUGGAAAAAUAUCCUGAUGGUCUUUAUGUGAAAGAUGAUAAAGUAACUGCAGUUAUGGCACAUCCUAUAAUUAAUACAUCUGGUACUCUACUUGGUACCGUUGAAUUUUAUCGUAUUAAUAGUACAAUACCAUUUACUGAUGACGAUGAAGAUGAAACUCUAAAAUGCGUGAAUGAGCUUUUCACCCAAACAUAUUACGAGCUUUAUCAUUCAAUGACACGUGAACGACGUUUAAAUGAUUUUCUAUUGGCUGUGACUAAAUCAAUUUUUCAAGAACUUGUUAGUAUGGAUGCCGUUAUGCUUAAGAUAAUGAGUUAUGCAAAAAAGUUGGUUAAUGCUGAUCGUGCUUCUUUAUUUAUGGCUGAUUCUCGUACAAGCGAGCUUUAUGCGCGAAUAUUUGAUAUAGGACGUGAAGAACAUGAUAUACUUGAAGUAUCGCUUGUUAAUGAUCAAAAUGGGCGACCACACAAACAUUCAUCAUCUGAUGAACAUGCUUGUAUACGUUUCCCAAUGGAUAAAGGUAUUGCUGGUUAUGUAGCAACAACUGGAAAAACUUUGAAUAUUAUUGAUGCUUAUAGUGAUGAACGAUUUAAUCGAGAUAUUGAUCAAAAAACAGGUUAUAAAACUAAAACACUUUUAUGUAUGCCAAUCAUGAUUCAAGGAAAUGUUAUUGGUGUUGUUCAAAUGGUAAAUAAAAAGAAUGGACAUUUUACAAAAAGUGAUGAAGAAUCAUUUGAAACAUUUGCUGUUUAUUGUGGACUGGCUUUACAUCAUGCAUCACUUUAUGAUCGUAUACGUCGUUCCGAACAAAAAUGUAAAGUCGCUCUUGAAGUCUUAUCAUAUCAUGCAUCAUGUACUGAUGAAGAAUAUGAACGUUAUAAAACACAUGAACUUCCAAGCAACAUUCCAAGUCUUAGACAAUUUGAAUUUUCUCCAUGGAGUGUUGCUAAUGAUAUGAAACCUAUUUAUGUUCUUUACAUGUUUCGUGAUUUGGCUACUAUGAAUUCAUUGAAUGUAAAUAGAUUUGAUAUGGAAUGCGUAGUAAGAUUUAUAUUAACUGUACGAAAAAAUUAUCGUAAUGUUCCUUAUCAUAAUUGGUCACAUGCAUUCAGUGUUGCACAUGCAAUUUACACUGUAAUAAAAGAGACUAAACAUCAAUUUACACCAAAUCAGUGUAUUGCUCUAUUUGUUGCUUGUCUUUGUCAUGAUCUUGAUCAUCGUGGAAAAACUAAUGAUUAUAUGGUAAAAAGUGCCUCCACUCUUGCUUCUAUUUAUUCAACAUCAACUAUGGAACGACAUCAUUUUAAUCAAACAGUAACCAUACUACAAACGGACAGCCAUAACAUAUUUAAACAUUUUUCAUCAAAAGAAUACCGACAAAUGUUAGAUGAAAUUCGUCACUGUAUACUAGCAACAGAUUUAGUAUUAUUUUUUGAAAAUCGUCCAAAACUUGAACGUGUUGUUGAUAAUUCUCGAUUCGAUUGGAACAAUAAAGAACAUAUGGUGUCCAAGAAGUUCUGUUACAAUUUUGAAAUUCAUCGUUCUCGCGUUCAACAAAAGGGUGAUGAAGAAAAACGACGAGGUAUUCAACCACAAUCAUUAAUGGAUCGAUCAUUGGCACAUGAAUUGCCAAAAAACCAGGUGAAUUUUAUUAACAGUAUUUGUGUCCCGUGCUAUUCAUUAAUCGUACGUAUUCUACCUGAAACAAUACCCAUGCUUAAUGGAGCCAGAAGUAAUCUUCAACGAUGGCAAGAACUUGCUGAUGAGCAACAAUCAUCUAGAACGUCUUCGACUUCUACAAGUACAAAUACAUCGAAAGAAAUAACCGAUUCAACACAUACUCAUCAGCUAGCAUCGUCGUGA